Pundamilia nyererei is the source of this 2661-nucleotide messenger RNA. RefSeq names its product biotin--protein ligase-like. The record is from RefSeq and is a predicted model, not a curated record. The transcript has 5 exons. NCBI's taxonomy places the organism in Eukaryota, Metazoa, Chordata, Actinopteri, Cichliformes, Cichlidae. Gene Ontology annotation, molecular function: biotin--[biotin carboxyl-carrier protein] ligase activity. The coding region runs from base 913 to 2661 and encodes 582 amino acids. Gene Ontology annotation, cellular component: cytoplasm.
ACUUUAUUUUAAUAAAUACUAUUGUUCAUAUGUGAAUAUAAAAUCUGUGACACUGUAACCAAAGCAUUUUAACAUGAACUUGGAUUUAUGAAUGACAAACGGCUUUGAUUUGUUGGUUGUUAAUGUCUUUCUUCAUCAAAGGUUCAAUAAAUACUUUAUAUUCUAACUUUCUUCAUAUAACUACAAUCUUUUAACUUCAGCUUCCUUCCUUCUCUCACUCUUCUGUGUAGAGAUCACAAGUUUAAGUAUUCAGACAUCACCAGCUUUUGCAGUGCGAGUGGAAAUGGGAGAAUCUGACACAGACGAGUUUUAUUGGAAACAGCAGGCACAAACUGCUGCUGCACAUCACAGCCCUGUGGACAGUCAUUCAGCUCCACCGACACAAGUCUGCAUCAAAAAUGGUGACUGAACCAUCAUAUGUUGUGUUCAUCAUAUUGACGCAGACCGCGCGCACACUGAUCAUCGGUCGGCUUCAUCACGUCCUCCUUGCAGCAGCUGAUGGACCACGACAGCUUCAGCAGAGCCGCUGGUAGCUUGUUAGAACGAUGAAGCAUGACAUGGACAGGACAGUCGUUUGCGUAAACGCUGGCAGGAGAGUAUGAAGAACACGAACACUCACUGUGAAUGACUGACUUUAUUAAAGGACUGCAAACAAACGCGACACCGAGACGUUCAAACUGGAUGUAAACAAUGCUCCAUUAGAUCACCUGGAUUAGGGCAGUCAUCCCUCGAAGAAGAAACCGAGAUGGUUUUCGCAUAGAUGGCGGUAAUGCGCCCCGCCGCUUGUCGCUACCUACCACUAAAACCAAAGAAGAAGAGUUGUAGCGUUAGCUUCUCGGCUGUGGACGCAGUAAUGCUUCCGAGUUGGUUUCAGUUGAGGAGCUACCAUGGGCGCUCGGUGCGCAGCCUAACAUGCUCAUAACGCUGUGCUACGUCUACAUGUGGGUGCGCUUUCAUAGGUGCUACUCUGCGCUGAUCCGGAGCGGUCUGAACAGCAGCAGCUUCAGCUUCAGCCUGUGCUCGCGCCGCGCCGCGCGCGCGCGUUCAGGCUCGCUUCAGCUCGAGGACAACGUGUUUCUUCAGCAGGGAGAUAAGGCCGUGUAUGUAAGCGAGCCUCAGGUAUGUGAGGACCUCAGCCAGUGGACUGUUCUCCUGCGGUCCUCUACCGUUUGUGCUCCACGAAUAGACAAUAUUUUUUUCAUCAUAGAAGCUACAGAACAUAAAGUGGGCUCUCCUUCUCAUCGGCCGUCUAAAAAGAAAGUGCUGAAGUUGUCCGACUGCUGUCUCCCUGUGGCGUGUUGCCCUGGCCAGCCGUUCAGGGCAGUCGCUCAAGCCAGCGUGGAGAGCUACAGCCAGCUCGGGAUAGCUUUCAUAGAAGAUCGCCUCCAGCUGGACAAUGGACUUACGCCCUCAAAGAUAGUCCCUGUCCUCCUGCAAGAAUCCACUCUGAGUGCACUGCUGGACCAGCAGUGUCCACAGAGCCCACGGGCACAGUCGUCACUGCUUCCCUGUAGCACUGGAGAGCCCAUAGCUCGCCACCAUCAUCUGCAGUGCCGUAAAGGCAGCUUCCUUCUCAUCCCAGAGGUAAAGAGGAGGUUAGAGGACCGGCGAGGGUCAGAGCCGCUCCGCAGCUCCCAGGAUUUGGAAUCUCUCGGUGACUUGGAGGAACACUCCCUGGGGAAUCAUCACCACAUGGAGGGCCACGGACACCACCUGCAUCUGUCCAGCUGCCAUGAAUGUCUGGAACUGGAGAACAGUACUAUACUCUCUGUCAAAUAUGCCUCCGCUGAGAAUAUUCCAGACCUACCGGAUGAUAACUCUGUUGGAAACGAGUGUCUCGAUGAACUUGAAAAUGAUUCCCGAGGGUUUUUUGGUCAAAGCGGUGGCAAACUCCCAAAUGUUCUCGUCUACACGGGGGGCUGUCAGGAACGUUUUCAGACAGUUCGCCAGCUUUUAUCAGAAUGUAUAAACACGGAAAGUAACAUCAUCUAUCCGCUCCAGCCAGAGCAGGCACUGAAUGAUCCCUGGCUGGAAAACACAAGACUCCUGGUACUGGCAGAAGAGGAAACCCUAAGUCCCCAGCUUCAGACCCGCUUUCUCACCUACCUGAGCCAGGGGGGCAAAGUCCUCGGGCUAGCCUCUUCUCUGUGCCCUGCAGGACUCUACCUGGAAGUCAGGCAGAGCCAGUGCAUGCAGGUCAACAAGCUGAAUUUCACCAAAGAAGACAGCACAGAGCUGAAUCUGAGUAUACUGGCGAGUGGGAAAGUCUACAUCAGGGAUCCUCGGGGGGGAGGAGAAGUUGAACUGUGGGGGGAGCUGAAAGGGGAUGUCCCCCAUAAGAAGGAUAUGGUUAUUGUACGACUGACCCACGGAGGGGACAGUGGAGAAGCUGUCCUUUGUCAGGUCCACUUUGAAACUGCUCCCAACUCUCAGAAUUUGCCAUUGGAUGCUUUUGAUGAACUGAAGGUCAACAAUGCCUCGCGGUAUGAAGUCUUGACAGAAAUCCUCACCUCUCUAGGCCUCAAAUGUGAACCAAGUCAGACUCCAAGUCCAAGUGCGGUACACCUGCUCGCUACCUCUCAGGUAAGAUACUCAGCGUUCUUGUGUUCAAGACUAAGAACAGCUUCAUGUCCUAUUGGCUCAUCUCUCCAUGUGAAAUAG